Messenger RNA from Linum tenue, 651 nucleotides. The record is from the annotation of a GenBank genome assembly. NCBI's taxonomy places the organism in Eukaryota, Viridiplantae, Streptophyta, Magnoliopsida, Malpighiales, Linaceae.
AUGUAUCCUUUCCACUACUCCGAAACCCAGCAACAGCAACAGGAGGAUCGCUACCACCCACAGCUACAAGCAAACCAGAACAAGAAGAGGCUAACGCAAGAGCAAGUGGGAGUGCUGGAGAGCAGCUUCGGCGCCAACAAGAAGCUACUCCCGGACCUGAAGCUCGAGCUCGCGAGGCGGCUCCACGUGCCGCCGAGGCAAGUGGCGGUGUGGUACCAGAACCGGCGCGCCAGGUGGAAGGCCCAGAGCCUGGAGCUGGACUACAACACCUUGCAGCUCAAGCUGGACCACGCCGCGGCCGAGAGGCGCCGGCUCGAGAGGGAGGUGGCUCGGCUCGGCCACGAGCUGGCCAGGGCCCACGAGAUGGUCCAGCUGGCUCUCAUGACAGCGGAAGGGCCUCCUCCUCCUCCUCCUCCGCCGCCGUCUUCUCAUCUGGAGAAUCCGGCGAGCCGUCCGAUCGACGUCAAUAUUGCACGGAACAAUUCGUGUAGCUCUUCGUCUGAUCAUCAAUGGGGAAGCUCGGCCAGCAUUAUGAAUGAUAACAUUCAUAAUGGUGGUGGUGAGGUUUUGGAGGUUGAUGAGGAUGAGCUGUAUGCUUCUUUCAUGAUGGGAGGUGGCGAUGGCAGUGGAUCAACCAGCAGCUGGGAUUAA